CAGAUUUCUUUAGCUGAGAAGAAAGACAGAGGCCGGCAUGCACAGCCUUCCUCUGCUGCUGCUGCUGCUGCUCUGGAGCACGGGGUCUCGUGGCUUCCCGACAGCGACUUCAAAAAUACAAGAAGAUGAUGUGGAGAUGGUCCAGAAAUACCUGGAGAACUACUACAACCUGAAGAAUAAUGGGGAACAAAUUGAAAGGCAGAGAAAGAGUAGCCUCGUGGUUGAAAAACUGAAGGAAAUGCAGAAAUUCUUUGGGCUGAAAGUCACCGGGAAGCCAGAUGCUGAGACCCGGAAAGUGAUGAAGCAGGCCAGAUGCGGGGUGCCGGAUGUGGCUCGGUUCGCCCUCACUGAGGGGAACCCUCGGUGGGAGAGCACACACCUGACCUACAGGAUCGAAAAUUACACACCAGAUUUGCCGAGAGCAGAUGUGAACGGCGCCAUCGAGAAAGCUUUCCAACUCUGGAGCAGGGUCUCACCCCUGACUUUCACCAAGAUCUCUGAGGGUGAAGCAGACAUAAUGAUAUCCUUUGUCAGGGGAGAUCAUAGAGACAAUUCUCCCUUUGAUGGACCGGGAGGAAACCUCGCUCAUGCUUUUCAACCAGGCCCACGUUUAGGAGGGGAUGUUCAUUUUGAUGAAGAUGAAACGUGGACCAGCGAUUUCAGAAAUUACAACCUGUAUCGUGUGGCCGCCCACGAACUGGGCCACUCCCUCGGACUCUCUCAUUCUACUGAUAUUGGGGCUUUGAUGUACCCCAACUACAUCUUCAGCAGUGACGUUCAGCUGUCUCAGGAUGACAUCAAUGGUAUCCAGGCCAUAUAUGGACCCUCCAAAAACCCCACCCAGCCCGUGGGCCCACAAACCCCACAGGUGUGUGAUAGUAAGCUAACUUUUGAUGCUGUAACUACGAUUCGGGGAGAGGUGAUGUUCUUCAAAGACAGGUUCUACAUGCGCAUUAGUUCUUACUACCCAGAACCUGAGCUCAACUUCAUUACUGUUUUCUGGCCAAAUCUGCCAAGUGGACUUGAGGCUGCUUAUGAGGUUGCUGAUAGAGAUGAAGUCCGGUUUUUCAAAGGUCAUAAUUACUGGGCUGUUCAGGGACAGGAAGUGCUGGCGGGAUACCCCAAGAACAUCUACAGAUCCUUUGGCUUCCCCAAAAGUGUGAAGAAUAUUGAUGCUGCUGUUUUUGAGGAAGCUACUCAGAAAACAUACUUCUUUGUUGGUGACAAGUACUGGAGGUAUGAUGAAUUCAAACGGUCCAUGGAUGCAGGUUAUCCCAAAAUGAUAGCAGCUGACUUUCCUGGAAUUGGCAAAAAAGUCGAUGCUGUUUUCCAGAAAAAUGGAUUUCUCUACUUCUUCCACGGAACAAGGCAAUACAAGUUUGAUCCUAAAACAAAGCGAAUUUCGACUCUCCAGAAAGCUAAUAGUUGGUUCAACUGCAGACAAAACUGACCAACUGUUUCCAUGUGGAACAGAAAAAAUUUAUUUUGAGAACCCAAGGAAGGUGUUUUCAUGAAGAGCCAUAUUUUUAAAAAAUUCAGGGCUAUUAAGUAUAAUUUUCUUUGUACCUCAUUCCGCACGUGCUUUUUAUAAUUUAGAACGUCAUGUUUUAUGUACUGUUAUAAUUUAGUUCCACAAAUGAGUGCUAAGGAAGGUCAAAUUCAUAGCUUAUCAUUACACACCAGCCAGUUUUGGAAAAAAGAGAAGCUCUUUUUCAAAGUAUAACACUGACAUCAAACCUGGGGAGCAACCCCAGAGAUGAACGUGUCCUUUCAAUAAAGAGAGAGAUACGCGUCUUCACCAGAGAAAACGCAGUUCAAGAACAUCUGUGCAGCCACUAGCUUAUCAUCCUGAUGUGCACGGACAGC
Messenger RNA from Artibeus jamaicensis (Jamaican fruit-eating bat), 1866 nucleotides. It is a transcript of the gene MMP1, whose product is annotated as matrix metallopeptidase 1. Gene Ontology annotation, molecular function: zinc ion binding; metalloendopeptidase activity. The record is from RefSeq and is a predicted model, not a curated record. The transcript has 10 exons. Gene Ontology annotation, biological process: extracellular matrix organization; collagen catabolic process; proteolysis. Lineage: Eukaryota; Metazoa; Chordata; Mammalia; Chiroptera; Phyllostomidae. The coding region runs from base 38 to 1450 and encodes 470 amino acids. Gene Ontology annotation, cellular component: extracellular matrix.